This is a messenger RNA of Enterospora canceri, 627 nucleotides long. Lineage: Eukaryota; Fungi; Microsporidia; Enterocytozoonidae. The record is from the annotation of a GenBank genome assembly.
AUGGGAAACAGACCAUCUGCACUUACAGGGGAGGAUGCAGAGGUGCGUAGGUUCAAUAUGUUCGUACCAAAUGACGUACGAGAGUGGUCUAUUCACUUCAAGACGACCUAUCCUGAUGGAUACAUGCGUGAGACCGAUAUUGAGAAAAUAUUUAUAGUUUGUUACUCUCAUAAAAUUAACAACAGCCUGCAUCUCAAGAGGUUCACUAAGCAGCUAUUCAACACACUUGAUAUCACAAACACGGGCAGACUGAACUUCAACGAGGUUAUGAUUGGAUUCAGCAUACUGACAAAGGGCUCAUUUCUAGAAAAGGUUGCAUGGCUAUUUAGGUUCUAUGAUACAGACAAAGACGGAUACGUUGGAAAGGACGAGUUCAUUGAUUCGUAUAGAGCAAUCAAGAACAUAGUAGAGCACAGUAGACCUAGUGAAAAUGAUUUUUGUGGAGAUAUAAGUGCAAAGAAUGAGGAAGCAAAGAGGCGAGAAGAGGAAACAGAAAAGGCAGUGACUGAAAUGACAAGUGAAUUAUUCGCUGACAACAAGCAUAGGAUUGAAUUCAAGGAGUUUGAAGAGAUAUGUAGACAAAAUAAUGAAAGAAUGAAACAGAUGUCGAUAUUCAGUCUCAUGUAG